GUCGCAACUCGGCCAUUUAGACUCUACAGGUCUGAUCGGUGCAGGUGAUUGUGUAACAGGAAUCUUCCCUAGACGCUCGUGUGUUUGUCUGUGUUUGUCUGUGUUUCUUUGCGGAAACUACUCCUGAAGGACUCAUUGUCCGGAAGCUUCAUAUCAUGUGGUGCAAGCAGUUUGCCGGCGCUCUGCUGCUGCUGGUAGCCACCAGCCAGUACGUGCAAUCGCAGCAACCGAGCAAGGUUCUGUGCUACUAUGAUGCGGCCAACUUCCUGAUCGAAGGUUUGGGAAAAGUAUCGCUCGCUGACAUUGAUGCCGCCCUGCCCUUCUGUACGCAUCUCGUCUACGGUUAUGCCGGCAUCGAUGUCGAAACCAACAAAGCGGUUAGCCGUCAACCGAACCUGGAUUUGGACACGGGCAAGGGCAACUACCGCACGGUGACGCAGCUGAAGAGCAAGUAUCCUUCGCUGAAGGUGCUGCUCGGUCUCGGAGGCUACAAGUUCUCCGAGCCCUCGAUCAAGUACCUCACGCUGCUGGAGUCUGGCGCUGCCCGCAUCACCUUCAUCAACUCCGUGUACUCGCUGCUGAAGACGUACGGAUUCGAUGGUGUCGAUUUGGAAUGGCAGUUCCCGAUGAACAAGCCGAAGAAAGUCCGCUCGACGCUGGGUGGUGUAUGGCACGGAUUCAAGAAAGUGUUCAGCGGCGACAGUGUGCUGGAUGAGAAGGCUGAGGAGCAUCGGGAGGAGUUUACGGCACUGCUGCGUGAGUUGAAGAAUGCGUUCCGCUCGGAUGGAUACCAGCUGGGUAUUACCGUGCUGCCCCAUGUGAACUCGUCGGUGUUUAUGGACAUUCCGGCCAUCAUUAACUAUCUGGACUUUGUGAACAUUGCCGCGUACGAUCAGCAGACGGCGACGCGCAACAAGAAGGAAGCGGAUCAUGCUGCUCCACUGUACGAGCUGAGCGAUCGUGUCCCUGGUAACAAUGUAGAUGGACAGGUUCGUCUAUGGCUUACGAACAACGCUCCUGCAUCGAAGCUGAUCGUGUCGAUCCCCACGUUCGGACGUGGCUGGAAGAUGAACGGCGAUUCGGGCAUUACCGGUGUCCCACCUCUGCCAGCGGAUGGUCCUUCCAACCCGGGUCCGCAAACGCAAACCGAGGGCUUCUACAGCUGGGCCGAAGUGUGCGCUAUGCUGCCGAACCCGAGCAACACCGCCCUGAAGGGUGCCGACGCUCCGCUGCGCAAGGUUGGCGACCCGACGAAGCGCUUCGGAUCGUACGCGUUCCGUCUGCCGGACAGUAACGGAGAGCACGGUGUGUGGGUGAGCUACGAGGAUCCGGAUACGGCCGGCAACAAGGCGGGCUACGUGAAGGCAAAGAAUUUGGGCGGUAUUGCGAUCAACGAUCUGUCGUACGACGACUUCCGUGGCAGCUGCGCCGGCGAGAAGUUCCCGAUCCUGCGUGCCGCCAAGUAUCGGCUGUAGACAGAGCGAGUGCAUGGGAGUUUAUUGUUUUACACCUUAUUUAGAGGAUAAUGAUUUAUUUUGAAUAAAAAAUGACAUAGAAUGGAAUGA
Molecule: messenger RNA, 1565 nt
Organism: Anopheles arabiensis
Lineage: Eukaryota; Metazoa; Arthropoda; Insecta; Diptera; Culicidae
Product: chitinase-like protein Idgf4
Exons: 3
Coding region: 156-1475 (439 amino acids)
Biological process (GO): carbohydrate metabolic process; chitin catabolic process
Cellular component (GO): extracellular region
Molecular function (GO): chitin binding
Source: RefSeq, a predicted model, not a curated record